Messenger RNA from Penicillium vulpinum, 555 nucleotides. Its product is annotated as pre-rRNA-processing TSR2 family protein. NCBI's taxonomy places the organism in Eukaryota, Fungi, Ascomycota, Eurotiomycetes, Eurotiales, Aspergillaceae. Bases 1 to 555 code for a protein of 184 amino acids. Gene Ontology annotation, cellular component: nucleus. The transcript has a single exon. The record is from RefSeq and is a predicted model, not a curated record. Gene Ontology annotation, biological process: maturation of SSU-rRNA from tricistronic rRNA transcript (SSU-rRNA, 5.8S rRNA, LSU-rRNA).
AUGGCGACAACUUCCACACCCCAACCGGCCACAGAUGCCGCCUCUUACCUCGACCUAGCCAUCACCCUUACAAUCAACAGUUGGCCGGCCCUUUCACUAGCCGUGCAGUCAAACUGGGGCGGCCCCAACUCAGGUGAGAAGCGGGACUGGCUUUGCGGCGCAAUCUCAGAAAUGCUCACUGAUCGGCCCGAGACCGAUGCCGAGGAUCUGGAGGAAGUACUAGUUCAAGUUAUGAACGACGAGUUUGACGUGGCGGUGGACGAUGAGAGCGCCGCGGACGUUGCGGACAUGAUCAUGGAGCUGAAGACGCAGACGGAUCGCGGCGAGUUCGGCACUGUUCAGCAGAUGUUGGAGAAUUUCCAGAAGAAGAGCCAGAAUCGUUCUGCUGCGGGUCAGUUCCAGAAGGUUGAGGCUGCGGAUCAGGAGACAGAUGAUGAGAGUGAGGACGAUGUUGAGAUGGGUGAUGCACCUAAUUUGGUCCGGGCUCCAAGGGAGCGGGCUGAGCCCGAGAUUGAUGAUGAUGGAUUUACGAAGGUUGUUGGAAAGAAGAGGUAG